AUGGGAAAGGCAGGUUCUAUCUGGGUGGCUUGGGUAAGGAGGAAAUAUCUCUCUCGUUCCACUUUCUGGGCCUUAAAUGUUAACAGCCAGUCUAUCUCCUGGUCCUUCAGGAAAAUUCUCAAGUUGAGACCCACUGCUGCUAGGUUUCUUCGUAUCAAAGUUGGAAAUGGAGAUGACACUUUUUUCUGGUGGGAUCCCUGGACCCCGUUUGGUCCUCUCCUUGAUUUUCUGGGUAAGGAUGCACCAGCUAAGCUAGGAAUUCCCUUAUCCUCUCUAGUGAAAGAUGUUAUGCUGAAUGGUGGUUGGAAUCUCCCGCCAGCCCGCUCAGAGGCUUUCUUACAAGUUCUCUGCUACAUAAUCUCCAUUGAGCCCUCGCAGAUAUGGAACGCAAUUCGCGCUUCAAAGCCCCCUGUUCCGUGGGCUCCCAUUAUUUGGCAUAAAAAGCAACAGCUCUGA
This is a messenger RNA of Thlaspi arvense, 456 nucleotides long. NCBI's taxonomy places the organism in Eukaryota, Viridiplantae, Streptophyta, Magnoliopsida, Brassicales, Brassicaceae. The record is from the annotation of a GenBank genome assembly.